Molecule: messenger RNA, 696 nt
Organism: Rosa chinensis
Lineage: Eukaryota; Viridiplantae; Streptophyta; Magnoliopsida; Rosales; Rosaceae
Product: aminopeptidase M1-like
Exons: 4
Coding region: 164-508 (114 amino acids)
Biological process (GO): peptide catabolic process; proteolysis
Cellular component (GO): cytoplasm
Molecular function (GO): peptide binding; metalloaminopeptidase activity; zinc ion binding
Source: RefSeq, a predicted model, not a curated record
CAGCAGCAAGAAAGCAAAGAGUGAGUUUAAUAUCUGACUCUGUUUUAAGCUUUGUUUCUCUUUUGCUGUCGCACCUCUCAAUGAAUCACAACAUUCCAUUGUGCUGUUAAGUAGGGUUUUCUCUUUUGUAAUAUGCUUUGUAACUCUUUUCUUGUGUUUUCAUAUGGCAAUUAUUGUAUCACAUGAAGUAGCACAUCAAUGGUUUGGCAAUCUGGUAACAAUGGAAUGGUGGACUAAUUUAUGGCUUAACGAGGGUUUUGCAACAUGGAUAAGUUAUAUGGCCACUGAUAUUUUGUUUCCUGAGUGGAAAGUUUGGUCUCAAUUUCUUCAACAAACUACUGGCAGACUAAUUAUGGAUGCGCUGGAACAUUCACAUCCAAUUCAGGUAGAGGUACACCAUGCACGUUCAGUUCUUGAAAUAUUCGAUACUUUCAGCUAUAAAAAGGGAUCUGCUGUUAUACUAAUGAUGCAGGCUUAUCUUGGUGAUGAUAUAUUCCAGUCAUUCUAGGUUGCUGGCGAUGUUACAAAGAUUGAUAUUCUGAAAGUCACCCACGUGUUGAGAAAUGGCAGACCAAGAACAGAGGCAAACUGAAACAGCAAAAGAAGCCUAAACUUAGCCUAGAGUGUACAAACGGGCAGUCCAUUUCUACUAUUAAAUUUUCAAGCUUCCGUACUCCACCUGGAAGCUAUGGAAAC